CGAAUUUUGGACUGAAAUUUCUUCCAGGCCGCCAUAGAUAUAUACUCAACGUUGAGUAACGCGUGCAAACCAGAGAAGUGACCAGUUCGGACCAGUUCCUAUCCCCAUCAGGAUUCGAUGGAUGCCGCACUUAUUACAGAGGAUUCCAUAAGUGCAGACGAGCAGAAGCUCUACGACCGUCAGAUCCGCCUUUGGGGUCUCGAUGCGCAGAAGAGGCUGCGAUCUUCUCGCAUCCUACUUGUGGGUCUUGGUGGCCUUGGUGCAGAGGUAGCCAAGAAUGUGAUUCUAACUGGAGUCAAGUCCAUUACACUGAUGGAUGAUGUAACCCUAACCCAAGAAAAUUCUGUUGCUACAUUCCUUGCCCCAAAGGAUAAGCUGGGCAGCAAUAGGGCAGAGGUCUCACUCGAGCGUGCUCAGGGCUUGAAUCCUAAUGUGGUGGUCAUUGCAGAUCCAGGUCCCCUUGACAAGAAGCCAGACUCCUUCUUCAUCAACUUUGAUGUUGUAUGCCUCACAGACUGCUCCAUUGAGCAGAUUCUAAGAGUCAAUCACAUCUGCCGGGAAAACAAGAUCAAAUUCUUUGCAGCAGAUGUGUUUGGUUUCUUUGGUUUUGUUUUUGAGGACCUACUGAAGCACGAAUAUGCACGGGAAGUUCCAGCUAACAUGGGACCAGCUAGCAAGAAACCCAAGUAUGAUAUUGAGAUGAAGACAGUGAAGAAGAUCUCAGAGUUUGUUGCUUUCAAAGACAUCUGGGAGUUGGAUCUUACACAUGAGGAAUUAGCUCCUAUGGCCAAAGGAAUCCACCCCCUCUACUUUCUCAUCCACUCUCUACUGUCAUUUAGGAAACUGGAGAAAAGGAAACCACAUCCAUCAACCAAGGAAGGAGAUGGGAAAAAGAUUCAGGAUCUCAUAGGUGAAUUUGUGAACAAGAGUAAUCUCAAGCUCUCAAAACUCCCUGAAAACUUUGAGCAGAAGGUUUUUGGAGAACUUAGCCCAGUUUGUGCUGUAGUGGGUGGUGUUCUGGCUCAGGAGGCCAUCAAAGCCUCUUCCCACAAAGAUACUCCUCACAACAACUUUUUCCUUUUUGAUGGACUCCAGUGUUUGGGAAUUGUGGAGAAGAUUUUUCCUCCUGAACCUUGAACUCAUUUUGAUAAAUUGUACCAUCCUUUCUGUCUUUCUUUCCACAUCCUUGUCCUCUUGAUGUGGGCUUGAUAAUAUGUCUGAAUCAUUUGUGGAGAAGCCUUCAAUUCCAUAGUCAUGAACUUGAUUCCAAAAAUAUUUAUGCUUCUUUCUAAGUGUGCCUUCCUUCAUUCUCAUCCUCAUUAUGCACUCGUUUGAAGUGAUUCACACCAAUCUGGUGAAACACUGCUAUAGUACUCUGAAGAAUGCAAUGGUCGUCAUGGGGCUUACAUUAGAUCUGAAGGAAAGGUAGGAACACUAUUUCCAUCCCACCUGGGAGAUGGUUCUUCACUGCAAUGUUUCUUGCAAAAAGUGAGUAUUGUAUCUUCCUAACAAGCUCCUAUACCCAUCAAUAUGAGAAGCUCAUGCUCAAAAGUUUAACAGUUGAACCAUUGGUUACAUAGGUGUCUAGCUCAGUAUCAUUUUUUUAACCCCUUG
Molecule: messenger RNA, 1614 nt
Organism: Darwinula stevensoni
Lineage: Eukaryota; Metazoa; Arthropoda; Ostracoda; Podocopida; Darwinulidae
Source: the annotation of a GenBank genome assembly